This is a messenger RNA of Astyanax mexicanus (Mexican tetra), 2062 nucleotides long. RefSeq names its product family with sequence similarity 50 member A (gene fam50a). Gene Ontology annotation, cellular component: nucleus. The record is from RefSeq and is a predicted model, not a curated record. Gene Ontology annotation, biological process: chromatin organization. The transcript is spliced from 13 exons. The coding region runs from base 156 to 1157 and encodes 333 amino acids. NCBI's taxonomy places the organism in Eukaryota, Metazoa, Chordata, Actinopteri, Characiformes, Acestrorhamphidae.
GUGCAGUAACCGGAAGUGGUCAUCCUCUGUUGUUUGGUGUGGUAGUUGUAGAAGGUUCUGUGUUUAGGUGCAGGACUGAGUUUAAUCCCGGGCUUUAAUCCCGGGUUUGUUACAGUUUAUUACAGUGUACAGAGCUCGAGCGGAGAGGAGACAGCAUGGCGCAGUACAAAGGAGCGGCGAGCGAGGCGGGCAGAGCCAUGCAGCUGAUGAAGAAGCGCGAGAGAGAGCGCGAGCAGCUGGAGCAGCUCAAACAGAAAAUAGCGGAGGACAACAUGGUGAAAUCCAACAUUGAUAAAAAGUUCUCCGCCCACUAUGAUGCUGUUGAGCAAGAGCUGAAGUCCAGUACUGUGGGUCUGGUCACUCUAAAUGACAUGAAGGCGAAGCAGGAAGCCCUUGUGAAAGAGCGAGAGAAACAGCUGGCCAAGAAGGAGCAGUCUAAAGAGCUUCAGCUAAAAUUGGAGAAACAAAAGGAGAAGAAAAGAAAAGAGGAGCAGAAGAGAAAAAUUGCCAGUUUGUCCUUUAAUCCAGAUGAGGGGGAGGAUGAAGAGGAGGAUGAGGAAGAAGAGGAGGAAGAAGACUACGCCCCGGUUAAGAAGAAGAAGCUCGGGAAGAACCCUGAUGUUGAUACCAGCUUUCUACCAGACAGAGAGAGAGAGGAAGAGGAAAAUCGCCUGAGGGAGGAGCUCAGACAGGAAUGGGAGGGAAAGCAGGAAAAGAUUAAAGGUGAAGAAAUUGAGAUCACUUUCAGUUACUGGGAUGGAUCCGGACACAGAAAAACAGUCAAGAUGAAGAAAGGCAACACUAUUCAGCAGUUUCUCCAGAGAGCCCUGGAGGUUUUGAGAAAAGACUUCAGCGAGUUGAGAUCAGCUGGAGUGGAGCAGCUUAUGUACAUUAAGGAGGAUCUGAUUAUCCCACAUCAUCACAGCUUCUAUGACUUCAUUGUGACAAAAGCAAGAGGCAAAAGUGGUCCGCUCUUUAGUUUUGACGUGCAUGAUGAUAUCCGGUUGGUGAACGAUGCCACCGUUGAGAAAGAUGAGUCACACGCGGGUAAAGUGGUUCUGAGGAGCUGGUAUGAAAAAAACAAACACAUCUUCCCUGCCAGCCGCUGGGAGCCGUACGACCCCGAAAAGAAAUGGGACAAAUAUACUAUCCGGUGAGGCGGCUGCUGACACCCAAGAAGAGUCUGGAUUUUAUGAACAUAUUGCUAAUGCUUGUGUAUAGUAGCAGUUUAUUUUAAUGACCGAUAUCAUUCAGAACACACUCAAAUGUUUGAGUUUUUUUUGUUGUGUUUUUUUUUCCUUUUUGUAAAUUAUAGAACACUCACAGUAUUGGGGUAAAAAUUAUAUUUAGAGGUUUAAAACGUUCCCUUGAUUUAAUAAUCUUAAUCAAUUUAAUUUACCAACCUGCAUGUUCAAAUUAAUUAAUAAUUCCCUCAAUUUAACUGAUCUGGUACUUCAACUGAAUAAAAAUGAUUGGUAACACUUUACAAUAAGGGAACACCAAUUUAUAGUUAAUCUAACAGUAAUAAACAUUGUUAAAUUGUUAAGUAAUUUCUCAAAUAAUUAUUAUUUUACACUAGUUGAACAUUUGACAGUAUCGAACAGUACUAAAUUUAAUACUGGUACAAUUUUUGUCAAUAAUGAAUUGAGACAAUUAGUAAUGUAGGGUAGUGUAAUGUAGGUACUGUUAAUUAAUGUACCCUUAUUUUUAAAUUGUAUUAGUUAUUAAAAUGAUUUAUUAAAUUGAGGGAACAGUUGAUGUCUCUAAAUAGUAUUUUUUAAACUUCAUACUUUGUGUUGUAUAAUAAUUGACACUGUUCUAAAACUGUUCUAUAUGUAAUCAGCAUUGACACAGCGUGCAGCUUCUUUUGAAUUGUAUUAUUGAGUCUAGCCUUUCGUGUUUCAUGAAAAAAAAAAUCAUACAGGAAAUAAAAUCACCUGGUUAUAGCAAUGAAUUUUAGAAAUGCCCCUUUAAAUGCAAAUAUGAUUGAGAAUGAUCCUUGUAUUCAUCAUGUCUUUGCAUCAAAGCUGAAUCACAAAUAAACUCAUUUUUCUGUGUACAA